AUGAACACGGUUAACGAUGAAGGCAAUGCGCCGAAACGCAAAAAACAGGAUACAGGCAGCAAUCGUGUUGAAAGGAAAAGGGAACUUGACAGGCUCGCACAGCGCGCAACGCGUGAAAGAACGAAGAACAAGAUCGCAGACUUGGAACAACGUCUGGCCAGUCUUGAAUCGGGAGACAAGAACUAUGAGAUAGCUCAACUCACUAAGGUCAUUGGCGACCUGCGCCAAGAAAAUGGGAGGUAUCAAACAGCACUAUUGAAGAUGAGGUUCGCCAUCAACGAAGCGCUUGGUGAGAGUGAAGAUACUAUAAGAAGAGACUCAACAUCAUCAACUACGUACACACCUUUGGUGAAUGAUGAUCGUUCAGGCUCGGUGACCGAUAUUGAAAGCACAUCUGAUCCAGCCAUCGCACUCACUCAUGGUUCAACUCUAACACAAACUCGACGUCUACAACCACUAUUCGAGUCACAGGGUUACCGUGCAGCUGUACCGCAGGAAUUCGGAAACAUAGACAUCAAUCAGAUUUACGAAUUCUUCGAAUAUGGUUCUGGCAACCCUUUUUCGAACCCUUCUCCACUCACAGGACGACUGCCACCCGAGGGCGGCUUUCUCGUGAUAGCACCUGACGAGCACAAGUGGACAACCUCCGACGACGCAUUCCAUCGUGGCUUACAGGCAAAUCCUAUUGUAAUGGAUUUCGAUGAAAGUGUGCUAGCAAGGGCAAUCCUGUUGGGGUGGGAAAGCAUCGGCACGGCGAUCCAACAUCCUAUCAUGUUCGCCCUGCAAUGCGUCGACCAGCGAGUGUUCGGCAAAUGGACCUCGAGGCCUCAACGGCUGGCUCUGAUGUAUAUUUGUGGAUGUGCCAUGCGGUGGCGGGCAAACCCGUCCGACGAGAAUCGAUCCAAGGUGCCUCCCUGGUUUCUUCCUCGUCCUGCGCAGCUUAGGAUAGAACAUCCGCUCGUUAUUGAUUUCUUGGUAUGGCCAGGGUUGCGCGAGAGACUCGUUUUCGAAUACGAGAAGUAUCAAGUCAGCGGCGAGUUCUCCUUCUGUUUCGUGGAGUACUUUCACUUCAACUGGCCAUAUCCGGAUGAGCAGGUUGCUCAAUACGACCCCGAAUCAGGUCUGAUUUGCGGGUUGAGUAGAUUGUAUCACGACUUCAUGUUUGAUCUCAAGAAUUGGACUAUGCUGCCUGGUUUCUUCGAGUCAUUCCCCGAGAUGAGGGCCGAUAUUGAUAUGUGGGUCGAACCACCAGUAGUAGGUUUUCAGAAAGUUCCCUGGACUUGA
Lithohypha guttulata is the source of this 1284-nucleotide messenger RNA. RefSeq lists its product as uncharacterized. Lineage: Eukaryota; Fungi; Ascomycota; Eurotiomycetes; Chaetothyriales; Trichomeriaceae. Gene Ontology annotation, biological process: regulation of DNA-templated transcription. The transcript has 2 exons. Bases 1 to 1284 code for a protein of 427 amino acids. The record is from RefSeq and is a predicted model, not a curated record. Gene Ontology annotation, molecular function: DNA-binding transcription factor activity.